Pangasianodon hypophthalmus (striped catfish) is the source of this 889-nucleotide messenger RNA. It is a transcript of the gene oip5, whose product is annotated as opa interacting protein 5. Gene Ontology annotation, biological process: CENP-A containing chromatin assembly; chromosome segregation. Lineage: Eukaryota; Metazoa; Chordata; Actinopteri; Siluriformes; Pangasiidae. The transcript has 5 exons. Bases 93 to 719 code for a protein of 208 amino acids. The record is from RefSeq and is a predicted model, not a curated record. Gene Ontology annotation, cellular component: chromosome, centromeric region; nucleus; chromatin.
GUUUGGGAUUGAAGCCUUGUAGAAGGCGUAUGCGUGUAUGAGGUUGUAGAAGGGAUUGAACUUGGAGGAAAUCAGCUCGUUGGAGUAGAAAGAUGUCUGAGGGAAGGUAUUUUGUGAGUGAUUGCGAGCCGUGUGACAGCAGCAGCCAGAGGAGCCAGAGCAGCAUGAUCUCCACUCAGCUGAGGGACAUGGAGGACACGACGGAGCACAGUGUGGAGUAUGAGAAGUGCUCUGUGUUUCACUGUGCUCAUUAUAAGUGCAACCUGGUGCUGGGCGACUCUUUAGGAGCCUGUGGGGAGGUCAAGAGUCUCAAGUCCGUUAUCUGUCUCAAAAUCAGCAAGGAUGUAAGAGUGAGAGGAAAGCUCGAGAUGAGCAAGGAGGGUCCUCUUAAAUUUUGCACUUACAAAGCCCUGGAAUGUUGCGGCUGUCGUCGUCUUGUCGGGUUUGUGCUCCACUCCACGCCGCAUCACCUGUCCUCUCUGCGAGGCCUCUUCCUCUUGCUGAAAGAAGCCAUCAACUGCUACAUGCUUAAAAGCUGCAUCAUUGUGAAAGCUUCCAAACUCAGCUUUGACCACAGACUGCUGGGAAGAAGCAUCAAUGAGAUGAAGCAGGACCUGGAAGCUCAGCUGAAGCACGUGAACCUCCUGAAGGACAUGUUGGACGACAGCAGACUGGGACACGGAAGUCAUCUUCCUCUGUCCUCCACCGUCUCCGAUUAGCGUCUCAGACUGUUGUUCAUAAGAUUCCCAUAACAGCGUGUUUAUGCUUGUGUUGCGUACGAUUUGCGGUUUGUUUGUUUGCUUUAUUUGUGUUAUUAGAAAAAAUAGCUGUUUUGCUGAAUUUGUGUUGUACAUUUUUUCAGAUUAAAUAAAAUAUUCAUAUUGUUUCA